AUGACAGAAGGAAAAAUCCCGUUCUCAUAUAACGGAGAAGCUUUCGAGACAUACUAUAAAGUCGUCGGCGAGCUCGUAUCUGACGCACCCCCUCCUCUCAUCGUUGUCCACGGGGCGCCUGGGACGUCCCAUGACUACCUCAUCCCACUGUCCGACAUCGCAACGGGCCCAUCUCCUCGUCCCGUCAUAUUCUACGACCAGAUCGGCUCCUCCCGUUCGACUCAUCUUCCCAACAAGCCUGACCAAUUCUGGUCCUUCGAUCUCUUCAUCGCCGAGCUUCAGAACCUCGUACGUCACUUUCAGGUCGAGAACGCAUACCACAUCCUCGGUCAUUCCUGGGGUGCCAUGAUUGCGGUUGAGUUCCUCGUGCGGCAUCACCCCAAAGGUGUCAAGAGCGUCGUACUCGCGAACACCCUCGCCACCGCUUCAUCGUACAAUGCUGCGGUUAAGAGAAUGGAGUGGGCAAUGCCAGGAGGUGUGGGAGAUACGAUUAGGAAGCAUCAAGAGAACGGAACUACGGAAGAUCCUGUGUACAAGAAGGCGAUCAUGUCGUUCUAUGAGGCACACGCAUGCAGGGCGAAGCCGUUCCCGAAGGAGAUCAUCUUCACUUUAUCGCAACAAGCCGGAGAUGGCGAACGCUCCAUCUUUAACGACAUCUGGGACUUCCGCGACCAAAUCCACAUGAUCGAUGUCCCAGGCCUCCUUAUCAACGGCGAGUACGAUUACAUGACUGACAGCGUUUGCGGGCCCUACUUCUCGGAGAUGAAAAAGAUAAAGUGGAUCAAGUUUGCUGAGUCUUCACAUAUGCCGCACUGGGAGGAGCGGGAGAGAUAUAUGGGAGUUCUUCGGGAGUUCCUAAGUCUGUGGGAGUAG
Molecule: messenger RNA, 873 nt
Organism: Stereum hirsutum FP-91666 SS1
Lineage: Eukaryota; Fungi; Basidiomycota; Agaricomycetes; Russulales; Stereaceae
Product: proline-specific peptidase
Exons: 2
Coding region: 1-873 (290 amino acids)
Biological process (GO): proteolysis
Molecular function (GO): peptidase activity
Source: RefSeq, a predicted model, not a curated record